Rhodamnia argentea is the source of this 1739-nucleotide messenger RNA. RefSeq names its product desmethyl-deoxy-podophyllotoxin synthase-like. Lineage: Eukaryota; Viridiplantae; Streptophyta; Magnoliopsida; Myrtales; Myrtaceae. Bases 10 to 1551 code for a protein of 513 amino acids. The record is from RefSeq and is a predicted model, not a curated record. The transcript is spliced from 2 exons. Gene Ontology annotation, molecular function: heme binding; monooxygenase activity; oxidoreductase activity, acting on paired donors, with incorporation or reduction of molecular oxygen.
GUCUCCACAAUGCUCGGUUUCAGUCCUUUUGCCUUCAUCCUGCCUUGUCUUCUCUUUCUGUUCAUGCUCAUCAAGAUUUUCAAAGCAAGAAGUUCCAAUGCUUUGAAGUUACCCCCGGGGCCAAAGAAACUGCCCCUUAUCGGAAAUUUGCACCAGUUGAUAAGUCCCGAGCUGCCACACCAUCAUCUGAACAACCUAGCGAAAACCUAUGGCCCGAUUUAUCACCUCAAGGUCGGUGAGCUCACGCUCAUCAUUCUUGCGACUCCUGAGAUUGCCAGAGAGGUCCUGAAGAAACACGAGAUCAACUUCGCUCAGAAGCCACUAUUCCCAUCUUUAGAGAUGAUGGGCGACAUGAGCUCAAGCUUCAUGUAUGCGCCUUACGGAGAAUAUUGGAGGCAGCUUCGCAAGAUUUGUGUCUUGGAACUUCUCAGCGUCAAAAGCGUUCGGUCUUUCCAAUCAAUAAGAGAAGAUGAGACGAGCAAUCUGGUCCAGUUCGUGCGCUCAUUGCAGGGUUGCCCUCUCAAUCUCACCAACAAGAUCACUUCCUGCUUAAAUGCCAUAAUAUCCAGAGCAGCAUUUGGUCAAAGCUACAAGCACCAGGAGUACCUUUCAGCUCUUAAAGAAGCAAUCGAACAGGUCGGCGGGUUUAACUUCGCAGAUGUUUUCCCAUCCCUCAGAAUACUUCGUUAUGUUAGGGGGAGGAAAUGGAGGCUAGACAGUAUUCGGCGAAGAUGUGAUCAAAUUUCGAAUGAUAUUCUCAAUGAUCAUAGGAGGCAGAGAGAAAACUUAAGUUGUACCCGAGAAGAUAGCUUUGUCAAGGAAGAUUUUGUUGAUGUACUUUUACGGAUUCAAGAGUCGAACGAACUUGGAUUCCCUCUUACCGACAACCACAUUAAAUCUCUAAUCCUGGAAUUCUUUGGUGGUGGAACCGAUACGACAUCGGUAACAGUAGAAUGGGCGAUGUCGGAAUUGCUCAAGAACCCACAAGUGAUGGCGAAUGCGCAGGCUGAGGUACGCGAGGCAUUGAAAGGAAAGGAUCAAGUGCAAGACUCGGAUCUUGAAGAUCUCAAGUACUUAAAAUCAGUCAUCAAAGAGACUCUUAGGUUACACCCUCCGGUACCAUUAGUCCCCCGAGAAGCAAGGAAAUCAUGCAAGAUCAAGGGCUACGAUAUACCUGCGAAAUCAAGGGUGCUUAUUCAUGCCGGGGCAUUAGGAAGGGAUCCAAAUCACUGGGAAGACCCGGAAAAAUUCCAGCCGGAGAGGUUUCUUGAAUCACCAGUAGACUUCAUUGGGACAUAUUAUCAUUUCAUUCCGUUUGGUUUCGGCAGGAGGGUGUGCCCGGGCAUCGCUUUUGCCAUGGCCAAUAUUGAGCUCUUACUGGCACUCUUGCUAUACCAUUUCGACUGGGCACUUCCAGAUGGGCAAACUCCUGAAGAGCUGGAUAUGAUCGAGGAUUUUGCGGCCACAGUCAGGAGAAAGAGUGAUCUUUAUGCGAUUGCCACCCUUCCUAGUCAUGGCCAUGCAUCACGGCCUGGAGGUUUUCAAGCUUGAAGGUAAAGGGACGCUAGAUCAAUCGACCCGUGACACAUGCCUGAUAAAGACGAGUUGCUGGUUCGGGUGGCCAUUCUUGUUCCAUCUUGCUCAUUUCGAUCCCUGUCUAUUUCAUCGUUGUUGCAAAGAAACUGGAGUCUUUGAACAGGGGCUAAAAUAUGUCAAAAUCGUGUUAGUCUCGGUAUAUA